Molecule: messenger RNA, 724 nt
Organism: Pocillopora meandrina
Lineage: Eukaryota; Metazoa; Cnidaria; Anthozoa; Scleractinia; Pocilloporidae
Source: the annotation of a GenBank genome assembly
AUGAGCAAGAAAAAGUUCGAUAGCUUUCAGUUAUGUGAUUUAUGUGGAAGACUGGUGUAUUCUCGUCAAUCAGCUGAUCACAGGGCGGUAUGUGAAGCAGAUUCGUCCAGCGACGAUCAUAAGUGCGCGUUCAUACAAGAUGGCGUCCUGCACGCUCUUGUUGUGGAGACGAACAACAAAAUGUUUUCAGGUUCGUCAGAUAGAUUUGAGCAAAGGUUAACAGUGUCCAGUGAUUUUGCUUUAAAGUUUAACCUAGGUGUUUGCAAUCCUAGAGUUAUGUUAGUUCUGAAUUGGAACGACCGCGGGUCCAAGGAGAAAAUGGGGGUCGUGGGUUUUUUCUAAUUGAGGAGGGGUGUUCUGACCGGUAUUCCCUCCUAACGGGAAAUACUUUUGGUCCUGAUCAGUCAUCACUCGCCCCAGUCAUUCUUAAACCUCAGUGAAAGGAUAUUUACUUAGGGACAGACUUCCCGAAGUUAUCAUUGGUUGCUUACAAGAGGUUUAAGUUACAUUUGUCAUGUAUAGUUAACUGUCAACGGAGAAAGAAAUUUCUGCCAUCAGCGAAAGAACCAAUGUGGGAUUUAGCAGUGAUGAAGAUAAAGAUAUAAAUCAUUUGAGGUCGGUAAAUAAAAUGGAUGAACAUAUUGAGAAACCUUCCAUUUUUAAUCACGAGAAAGAAGAUGCCAUGAUAAGCAGCCGAAAUGCAACUCCGAAGGUCAUGCGUUAG